Molecule: messenger RNA, 1816 nt
Organism: Lolium perenne
Lineage: Eukaryota; Viridiplantae; Streptophyta; Magnoliopsida; Poales; Poaceae
Source: RefSeq, a predicted model, not a curated record
GCAAUGUGCCCCAUUGUACCACUGAUUAGGUGCUGCCAAUAUGAAACUGAGAGGAAAAAGAAAGAAUACUGUCAGAUUAGAAUAGGAAGGCCAAAUGGCCAGUCCCGUUUUGCCAAAUGGCGAAUCUCGUCGCGACGGCCGCCUCGGAGCACUUUGGACAGCCCACAAUCAACCACCCCAGCCCUUCCAAAGCAUCGCCGCUCUAUCUGCUAGCCUUGUUGUUGCAGUAUAUAAACAUGGCCGAUCACAGGAAGCGCGAGGUGUGGUGGUGAGUAGAGUACUCAUCCCUGCCCCCAAUUCCAAUUGCGUCCACCACUGCAAAACAAGAAGCAGAGCGCACGCCACCGAUCGCCAACCCAUUCUUGCGGCGGCGACCAUGGCUGCAAGAAUGGGCGUCGUGGAGUGGACGCGGGGACCGACGAUCGGCAGGGGCUCCUCCGCCACCGUGUCGCUCGCCGUCGAUCGCCUGACCGGCGAAUUGCUCGCUGUGAAGUCCGUGGGCGCCGACCGGGCCGCCGAGCUCCGCCGGGAGCAGAGCAUCCUCCGCAGCCUCAGCUCUCCCUACGUGGUUCGCUGCCUUGGCUCGGAAGUGUCCGCGUCCGACGACGGCAGCGGCGGGUACGAUAUGCUCAUGGAGUACGCGCCCGGCGGGUCGCUUGCCGACGAGAUCAGGCGGCACAGCGGGCGGUGCGACGAGACCCUGAUCCGGUCCCGCGCGCGCGACAUCCUGCUGGGGCUGGCGCACGCGCACUCCGCCGGGGUCGCGCACUGCGACGUCAAGGGCCGGAACGUGCUCAUCGGCGCCGACGGCCGCGCCAUGAUCGCCGACUUCGGGUGCGCGCGGCGGGUGGGCAGCGGCAUUGCGGGUGAGCGUGCGAUGGGCGGCGGUGGCACGCCGGCGUUCAUGGCGCCGGAGGCUGCGCGGGGCGAGACGCAAGGCCCGGCUGUGGACAUCUGGGCGCUGGGAUGCACGAUCAUCGAGAUGGCCACCGGCGCCGCGCCGUGGCAGCGGUUCGCCAGCACCGUGGCGACGCUGCACCACGUCGCGUUCUCGGGCGAGGCGCCGGAGCUCCCGCGGUGGCUGUCGGAGGAAGGCAAAGACUUCUUGGGCAGGUGUUUGCUCCAGGACGCCGGAAAGCGGUGGACGGCAGAGCAGCUGCUCAAGCACGAGUUCGUCGCCGCCGCCGCCGCCUCGUCGUACAGUUUCGUGCCGGUGAUCGCCGAGAAGGAGUUGUUCGUGUCCCCCAAGAGCGUCCUGGACCAGGCAUUGUGGGAGGAGGACGACGACGACACGACGGCGAACACAGCUACCGUCUGCCCCAUCGACAGAGUCCGCGCCCUGGCCGCCGGCGCGCCGGACUGGACCUGGGACGCGAGCUGGAUAACGGUACAUUCCUCCGGCCCCACCGUCCACGACGACGACGAGCCCGCAAUGUCGCCGGAGGCGGAUACCGACGGCGAUUCUCCCGUCGGCGGCAGCAGCUCCGCCGGGCGUGUGGCUGACGCUGGGGCCUCGAACAGCCAGGCCUCAUCACAUGCCGACGGCGAUCGUCACGAUGACACGAGCAGCUGUAAAUGUAAUGGGGAGCGGAGUGAUGAUGGUGAUCACGUGAUUAGCAGCGAAUGUACAGCCAUUCUUCCAAUCACAAGCAAUGGAUUCUUUUCGGAUAUGUUAUUGUUUGUCCCGGCUGGCUGCGCAAGUUUACCUUUUCCCCUGCUGUUAUUCGUCCUGUCAUUUAUAAAUUUUGAGAAGAUUGAAGUUAUGUUGAUACUGGAUGAUGAAAUUAAAGCUCAUUGCUUUGCUGGUCUGUUUUAA